This is a messenger RNA of Rubroshorea leprosula, 2528 nucleotides long. Lineage: Eukaryota; Viridiplantae; Streptophyta; Magnoliopsida; Malvales; Dipterocarpaceae. The record is from the annotation of a GenBank genome assembly.
CUUCAUUUUCUAGUUUCUACUCAACGCUUACCUUCCCCUUUUUUGUCAAACUACAUUUUUUCAAUCCCCUUUCUUUCAUCUCAAAAACCCAAUAAAUAUCUGCACGCAAGAUUCAAGCUUUCAAUCACUGACACUGGUUUUCUCGUCUUCCUUACCUGGCAUAUGCUGCUGAUAUGUUAGCAGUUUUGGCUUCACACAGCUGUUACUCCCACAGUAUUGAGCUGAUGGAUAGAGGAAGAACAUUGAAUUGUCUCAGUUUCUCAAGCUCAAUAUUGAAUCAAUUUGUAAAAUUUGAGAGGCCCAAAUGCAUCAUUCCUAUGGCAAAUAAAUCAUCCAGAUUGAAAGUGGAGAUGCAACAAACUGAGUCUCCCUCAGGAGUUCGUCCCAAUGGACAAGCUGUUAAAAUGGUGCCUGCAAGUGACAUAGCGAAAAGAAGACCCCCAUACACCAGUAAAGUAGAAAAGGUGAAUGGUGUAAAGCAGGUUGUUAAUGGUGCUAGUAUAAUUAGGAGAGAUGCUAAGCCAGCCUUGGUUAGGUCCCCCAGUGGUAGAAUCCCUACAGAACUUCCACCAAUUGAAGAGCUAAAGGUUCUGCCCUCAGAUGAAACUUUCAGUUGGGCCAAUGAGAACUAUAGUAGCUGGCAGAGAACUGUAGAUGUUUGGUCUUUUGCUAUCUCUUUGCGUGUCCGUAUUCUGUUAGACAAUGAGAAAUGGGCAUAUCCAGGAGGCUUCACAGAUGAGAAGCAGAAAAAAAGAAGGAAAAAAACCGCCUCUUGGCUUCGUGAGUGUGUAUUGCAACUGGGUCCUACUUUUAUAAAACUUGGACAGUUAUCUUCGACAAGAUCAGAUCUAUUUCCGUGUGAGUUUGUAGAUGAGCUUGCCAAAUUACAGGAUAGGGUCCCUGCAUUCUCUCCGGAGAAAGCAAGACGGUUUGUUGAGACUGAACUUGGAGCUCCCAUCAAAGAUAUAUUUAAGGAGUUUGAGGACCGACCAAUUGCAGCAGCUAGUCUUGGCCAGGUGCAUCGAGCUAUGCUGCAUAAUGGGGAGAAAGUUGUUGUGAAGGUUCAAAGGCCUGGUCUCAAGAAGCUCUUUGACAUUGAUUUACGAAAUUUGAAGUUAAUUGCAGAGUAUUUUCAGAGCAGUGAAACUCUUGGUGGUCCAACAAGAGACUGGGUUGGCAUAUAUGAAGAAUGUGCCACGAUUUUGUAUCAAGAAAUUGAUUACAUAAAUGAAGGGAAAAAUGCAGACAGAUUUCGCCGAGACUUCCGGAAUGUAAAGUGGGUCCGAGUACCUAUGGUCUAUUGGGAUUAUACAGCCACAAAGGUUUUGACUUUGGAGUACGUUCCAGGUGUUAAGAUCAAUCAGUUGGAAGAGCUAGAUGCAAGAGGAUAUAAUAGAUCUCGAAUUUCAUCGCAUGCUAUUGAAGCAUACUUGAUUCAGAUACUAAAAACUGGUUUCUUUCAUGCUGAUCCACAUCCUGGAAAUCUAGCCAUUGAUCUUGAUGAAGCACUCAUUUAUUAUGAUUUCGGUAUGAUGGGGGAGAUAAAAAAUUUUACUCGUGAGAGACUACUUGAACUUUUCUAUGCAGUAUAUGAGAAAGAUGCGAAAAAGGUUAUCAAAUGCCUUAUAGAUCUUGAAGCACUUCAACCUACAGGAGAUAUGUCACCGGUGAGGAGAUCCGUGCAAUUCUUCUUGGACAAUUUAUUAAACCAACGUCCAGACCAGCAGAGCACUUUCUCUGCAAUAGGAGAGGACUUAUUUGCAAUAGCUCAGGAUCAACCAUUUCGGUUCCCAGCCACCUUUACCUUUGUUUUGAGGGCAUUUUCAACACUUGAAGGUAUAGGCUACAUUCUUGACCCAGAUUUUUCUUUCGCAAAAAUUGCUGCACCUUAUGCUCAGGAGCUUUUAGAUAUUAGACAAAGACAGCGAACCGGAACACAGAUAGUGGAGGAAAUAAGGAAACAAGCUGAUGAUGCCAGGUCUUACACCAUGUCCAUGCCUUAUAGAGUAAAUCGAAUAGAGGAAUUUGUAAAACAACUUGAGUCAGGAGAUUUAAAACUGCGUGUUCGGGUACUGGAGUCCGAGAGAGCAGCACGUAAAGCAACCAUUCUGCAGAUGGCAACCAUGUACACGGUACUAGGAGGCACGUUGCUGAACCUUGGAGUCACCUUUACCAGUCAAGGCAAUCAAGUUAUCGCAAAUGGAUCGUUCAUUGGAGCAGGAGUUUUCUUGACUCUAACUCUUAGGUCGAUGCAGAGAGUGCAAAGGCUAGAUAAAUUUGAGAAGAUGAUAUGAUUCUUUUCUGAACAAGGCUAAUCAUCUUUCGCAUUCAUAAUAAAUCUUCAUGUCUAUUUUUCAGUUAUAUUCUUAGCUAAGGAAAAUUUAUAACUAAUUUGCCUAUUACAGGCCAAAUUCAUUCUAUUUGAGGCAUAUACAGAAGUAGUUUGAAUGCCUCUUGUUUGGAAAUUUAUAGUUGUGCACCCAUUUGAGAUUCAGAUUUCAUAGUAUUAAUGAAUAAAUUUCUAAUAA